CUCCAUUGAAAAGGGCCUUCCAGAACUUAUCUGGGGGCCGGUUGAGAGCGGCACAUUUAUGUGGUGAUCAAGUCGAAGGCACAUCCACCUCCGCAAGCCAGACAACUCUGGUUUUACGGAUGUCGACAAUACUCCACCCUGGUGAUGGUAAUGUGUUGUCAAGCGGGACGAUCAGAUCGUCCAGGACAACAACAGAGACUGGAACAUCAACGAGGCCAGACUAGUCCCAAGGGGAAGACGAAGAGUCUCACAACAGACUUCCUCCGCAAACCACCGAAGAAGAUUUCUGGAAACCCGGAAGCGCCUCCACCUCCAUCGUCAUGGACGGCCUGCGGGUCUAUCGAGUUGGCACUUGCCACUUGCGACUGCGAAGGCACAUCCAGCGGACAAAGUCCGCCUCGGGGUGUUUUCGCGUACUGCGGCAUUAGCACCCCGUCGUUUUCGGGUUCUAUUCCACUGGAGCACAAUCCAAGCUGGCGGCCUCUACGCGUGCAUCCUACUACUCGACGCUCGCCUCGCCCUCAUCGCAGCGCUGGGCCGGCCGGUCACAGCCGCUUUUCCUUGCAGUUUGUAACUGCACUCCUGGACUCCAUAACUGCUGUCCCAGACGCUCAAGAUUUCAUGAUUACACCUUGGUGUGGUUGUAGUUGCUUUUCUUUUUUUUAUAUAAACUUUUUUUUUUUAUUGGCUCCCAGUUUUUGAUACGUGGGGCCGAGGGAAGUAAGUAAGAAAGUAAGAAAGUAAGAAAGAAAAAAGAAGGAAGGAAAGAUGGGCUUGAUGCAUCGGGUGGUGUAUUGUACAUAUAUAGG
This is a messenger RNA of Tricharina praecox, 809 nucleotides long. RefSeq lists its product as uncharacterized. The record is from RefSeq and is a predicted model, not a curated record. The transcript is spliced from 2 exons. The coding region runs from base 145 to 702 and encodes 185 amino acids. NCBI's taxonomy places the organism in Eukaryota, Fungi, Ascomycota, Pezizomycetes, Pezizales, Pyronemataceae.